UGUAAAAUAUCCUUUUUUUUAGGUUUGGGACAAGUCCAGCCUUUUUGUCAGCUCGGUGAGAAUUAUAUAUGGACCAAUCACAUAUUUGCACACGUCGUUAACAACCGCUAUGAAUUACUACCCGCGGAUCGGUUUCCAUAUAAUCAGCAAAUAAAGCUGCUAUGCGGUGGCAAUGCACCUGUCUUUUCAACCACUUGCCAGACAAACGGUCUAUUUAAUCCGCCUCUACCGACAUUAAACUGUUCAAAGGAAAUUAAAUCAUCUAUUGAGACCGUAGCAAGAGAUCCCACUUGUGCUUUUACCCUAUAUAAAGUGGGUUUUUCGUUUGAAAAUACCUUUUUGGAGGUCUAUCGAAGCUGCUAUGACGCAAAAACAAUGACGGCAUUAUUCUCCAUUCACAAGGUCUAUCCCACCCAUUUGAGUAAGUUUAAGACACUUUUGGGAACAGGACAGACGUAUAUAUCUUCCAAAUCAACAGAUUCCUUCGAUCGGGGUCAUCUAACUCCAUCAGCGGACUAUACCUUUUAUAAGGUUCUGGGUCUAACCAACAAGUAUUUAAACGUCAUCGCCCAAUCGUCCAGCAUUAAUCGGGGUAGAUGGGCGCAAAUAGAAAAAUGGGUUCGUGAUCAGGUGUCUAACGGACAAUAUGAUGUUCUGAAAGUCUGCACCGGUGGAUUGGAAGUUCUUGAACUGAAUGACACGCAUCAAAAUCCAAUUCAAAUUUACCUAGGACCUGGAAAACUUCCAGUUCCCAAGUGGACUUACAAAAUCGUUAGCCAUGCUUCUGGACACAAUGUGGUGAUCUUGAUGACCAACAAUGGAUGGGAAAAUAAUGCAUUGAACCCAGCAUCUGUCUGUAGAAGAGUAAGCUGCCCCCAAGGGAUAAAUACAGCUGGAAACACUUUCUGCUGCGACCAUUUCGACUUUAUCGCAAGGAAUGUCCCUUGGUUGACAGGGGUUUGCUAACAACACACGGACUUAUACAAAUAUUAAUUACAAAUUACUCACUUCAUAAAGCUUAAUAAAAGGUCUA
Drosophila takahashii is the source of this 1033-nucleotide messenger RNA. The record is from RefSeq and is a predicted model, not a curated record. Lineage: Eukaryota; Metazoa; Arthropoda; Insecta; Diptera; Drosophilidae.